AUGUCCUGCGAGCAUUGUAUUCAAGGUGUACACCAUGAAGGCACCCCAGAAGGCACGUACACCGAUAUUGCCGGAGUCAAAUGCUACGUCGUAACGCCAUCCGGCGAGUAUGACAAGACCAAGGUGGUUCUAUACUUCUGCGACGCCUUUGGCUUUGAACUCGUGAACAACCGGCUGCUCGCUGAUGACUUCGCGCGUAACGGCUACAAGACCAUCGUCACGGACUUCUUCGAGGGAGAGCCUGCUCCUGAGAACUUAUUCGAGGAUCCCGAGCUCCGUGCCAAGUUCGACUUCAUGGCGUGGCUCGGCCGCCACAGCCCUGCACACAAUCUGCCGCGCAUCAAGGGCGUAAUCAACGCGCUGAAGGCCGAAGGUGUCACUCGUUUCGGCGCGACAGGCUACUGCUACGGCGGCAAGAUGAUCUUCGACCUCGUCUAUGAUGGCGAGCUCGACGUCGGUGCUACCUCGCACCCAUCUCUGCUUUCAAUUCAGGAUCUCGAGAAAUUCUCGUCGAGAGGCUCCAUUCCGCUCUUGAUCAAUUCUUGCGAGAUCGACGAGCAGUUCGGCAGCGAGAAGCAGGAGAAGGCUAAGGAGCUUUUCAAGGAGUACAAGGCCGGGUUCAGCAUGCCGUACUUCGAAGGCUGCACGCACGGCUUUGCCGUCCGCGGCGACAUGAGCGAUCCUAAGGUCAAGGCGGGCAAGGAGGGGUCAUUCAAGAAUACCGUUGAGUGGUUCAGAAAGUACCUACCAGUUUCAUAUACGGGCGACCUCCCCGUGCGAACUUACGUCACCGCAUUGAGUUGCGGCGGGCGCAUUGUAUCGAAGCCUAUGGUCGACAUAACCACGUCAACAUAUGAGCACCUCUGGGGGAACUGGGCUAUCGGCCUCGUUUCGAUCUGCGUUCUCUACUACGAUUGGUUGCUAUGCCUAGGCGACGAGAUCGAACUGAUCUGGUUGAGGGGAAAGCGCCUGUCGGCGGCAUCCACGCUGUGCCGCAACAUGCAGUUCGUUCAUUUCAUCGCCACUGCAUUCAUACAAGUCACCACUGGAGUCGUCUUCGUCUUGCGAGUGCACGCUAUCUACCAAAAUAGGCUCGUCCUCGGUGCGGUGAUGUUCGUCGCUGCCGCUGCACUUGUGAUGGCCAUCUGGGCAAUCGUCACAUCAUUCACCGUUCAUCACUCUCCUGAUAUCUAUAUAUUGGGUAUGGCGGGUUGCAACCCGGUAAUGAGGAAACAAGAAGCAAUGCGCUUCGCUAUCUCAUGGGCAGGACUCAGCAUCUUCGACUUGACUGUCUUUCUCUUGACCGCGUACAAGGCUGUACGCGCACACGGAAAGACUCUGUCAAGAUUGUGGUACAUUUUCAUGCGCGAUGGCGCGGCAUACUUCGUGAUCAUCUUUCUCGCGAACCUCGGAAACAUCGUAUGCUUUCUGAUUGCGCCACCUGUGCUCAAAGGAGUGACGGGCCUUCUGACAAACGUUUUGUCGGCGACGCUGGUGUCCCGCUUGAUUCUCAACCUUCGUGCGGCCAGCGAUACUCGUUCAGCGGCGACGGAUGUCGCCACUUCGAAUCACGAGUUGCAGAUAAUCUCGCCAACUAGCCCCACAAGCACACGAGAAUUGCUCUUCGCUCACGAUAAAUGCGAGCUGGAUGUCGAGUGCUAUCAACCUCAUGUCAGACUACCAACACCAAUCGCGUACUGA
This is a messenger RNA of Peniophora sp. CBMAI 1063, 1701 nucleotides long. Lineage: Eukaryota; Fungi; Basidiomycota; Agaricomycetes; Russulales; Peniophoraceae. The record is from the annotation of a GenBank genome assembly.